Messenger RNA from Hippocampus zosterae (dwarf seahorse), 6839 nucleotides. It is a transcript of the gene rerea, whose product is annotated as arginine-glutamic acid dipeptide (RE) repeats a. Bases 614 to 5248 code for a protein of 1544 amino acids. Gene Ontology annotation, biological process: regulation of DNA-templated transcription. Gene Ontology annotation, molecular function: chromatin binding; transcription corepressor activity; sequence-specific DNA binding. The record is from RefSeq and is a predicted model, not a curated record. NCBI's taxonomy places the organism in Eukaryota, Metazoa, Chordata, Actinopteri, Syngnathiformes, Syngnathidae. Gene Ontology annotation, cellular component: nucleus. The transcript is spliced from 22 exons.
GCGUGUAGCCGUGUGUGUUUGUGUGGAAAAAAAGGAAGCGGAGCCUGUAAACGGCAAACUCGCUGCCUUCUAGUCGCCCUCCGAGCAACCAGCAGCUACGGGCUACUUUUUGUUUUUUGUUUCCCCCCCGCCCCCUUCUCGUCGUCGAUGAAACAGCGAGUAGGAAUACUUAGGACCGGGUUGGGGGGGUGGGGGGGAGGUACCGCCGAACGUCGCUCCCGCUCGCCUCGUUGCCGUCGGAUCUCGGAGCGAGUUGAAGCCGUCUUUUGUUGAAACAAGUGCCCGCUCGCCUCAGCUCCUUCUGCAUGUGGCCAGUGGAGCGGGGUGGGGGGGUUUUAUUCGCAUAAGAGGAAAAGUCUGCUUUGUGCGCGUGUCUGGAUUUGCUGCAGCGAGUUCGUUGGGUCAUCCCGGGCGAGGAUUUGAAGAACUUGUUUGCAACGGGACUCCCCAAGAAUCACCAGACUGGCGGGUUUUCUGAAACUCUGGGGUUGUUGGUGUGGCCAAAUUUUCCCUGGAUUUGACUAGUAAAUUCAGAAGACUGAAGCCCAGGCUCACAGUCUACCUUUCACGGAGGCCCAGCCGUGAGAGGACUGAGGAAGGCACGUGGCGGAUCAUGACGGCUGACAAAGAGAAGGAGAGGGAGAAAGAGCGGGACAGAGACAGAGAUCGGGAUAGGGACAAGAGGGAGUCCGGGAAGUCCCGCCGACAAGACGGCGAACGGGGCGAGAGCGAGAGCUCCAGGCCCAGGCGCAGUUGUACGCUGGAAGGCGGCGCCAAGAACUAUGCAGAGAGCGAACACAGCGAGGAUGAGGACAAUGACAAUGGCAGCACAGGUGGAGGCAGCGGCACGGCCGAGGAGGCCGGCAAGAAGGGCAAGAAAAAGAUGCCCAAGAAGAAGUCCCGCUACGAGCGCACAGAGAACGGAGAGAUCACAUCCUUCAUUACAGAAGACGAUGUUGUUUACAGACCAGGAGAUUGUGUGUAUAUUGAGAGUCGCCGGCCCAACACUCCCUACUUCAUUUGUAGCAUUCAAGAGUUCAAACUGAGUAAACGGGACCAUCUGCUGAUGAAUGUGAAAUGGUACUACCGCCAAUCAGAAGUGCCCGACUCUGUCUACCAGCACCUGGUGCAGGAUCGCAACAAUGAGAACGACUCCGGCCGUGAGCUGGUUAUCACAGACCCGGUGGUCAGGAGUCGAGAGCUCUUCAUCUCUGACUAUGUGGACACGUAUCAUGCUGCUGCUCUCAGGGGGAAAUGCAACAUUUCACAUUUCUCCGACAUUUUUGCUGCCAGGGAGUUCAAAGCCCGCAUUGACUCCUUUUUCUAUAUCCUUGGAUAUAACCCAGAGACCAGGCGGCUAAACAGCACUCAGGGGGAAAUCCGGGUGGGCCCCAGUCACCAAGCUAAGCUACCAGAGCUUCAGCCUUUCCCCUCCUCUGGUGGACAGGCCAUAACGGAGAAUGAGGAGCUGGUCUGGAUGCCGGGGGUCAACGACUGUGACCUUCUCAUGUACCUCAGAGCCGCAAGGAGCAUGGCCGCCUUUGCAGGGAUGUGUGACGGAGGCUCAACAGAGGAUGGAUGUCUAGCAGCCUCUCGAGAUGACACUACAUUAAACGCACUCAACACUCUUCAUGAGAGCAGCUACGAUGCCGGCAAAGCUCUCCAGCGGCUGGUGAAGAAGCCGGUGCCAAAGUUGAUAGAGAAGUGCUGGUCUGAGGAUGAAGUGAAACGCUUCAUUAAAGGGCUGAGACAGUUCGGCAAAAACUUCUUCAGGAUCCGGAAGGAGCUCCUGCCUCACAAAGAAACGGGUGAGCUGAUUACCUUCUACUACUACUGGAAGAAGACCCCCGAGGCAGCCAGCUGUCGAGCCCAUCGCCGACAUCGCCGCCAACCCGUCUUUCGGCGUAUCAAGACCCGAACGGCUUCAACUCCUGUCAACACUCCUUCCCGUCCACCUUCUAGUGAAUUCUUGGACCUCAGUUCAGCCAGCGAAGAUGACUUCGACAGUGAGGACAGUGAACAGGAGCUGAAAGGCUACGCUUGCCGCCACUGCUUCACGACCACCUCCAAAGACUGGCACCACGGGGGCAGAGAGAACAUCUUGCUGUGCACAGACUGCCGCAUUCACUUCAAGAAGUACGGGGAGCUACCUCCCAUCGAGAAGCCCGUGGACCCGCCGCCAUUUAUGUUCAAACCUGUCAAAGAGGAAGAGGAUGGACUCAGCGGGAAGCAUAGCAUGAGGACCAGACGGAACCGAGGCUCGAUGUCAACGCUACGCAGUGGUCGCAAGAAGCAAACAGCCAGUCCCGAUGGCCGAGCCUCGCCCAUCAAUGAGGACCUGCGCUCCAGCGGACGUACUUCCCCCAGUGCCGCAAGUACAGACAGCACCGACAGCAAGACGGACACCAUGAAGAAGCCCGGCAAGAAGAUUAAAGAGGAGGCUCCUUCACCCAUGAAGAGUGCCAAACGGCAGCGAGAGAAGGGAGCUUCAGACACAGAAGAACCUGAGAGGGCAGGUGCCAAAAAGUCCAAAACACAAGAGCUGAGUCGACCAGACUCCCCCUCCGAAUGUGAGGGCGAAGGCGAGGGCGAGAGCUCCGACGGACGCAGUAUCAACGAGGAGCUCAGCAGCGAUCCCAAGGACAUUGACCAGGACAACCGCAGCUCUUCUCCAAGCAUCCCCAGCCCCCGUGACAACGAGAGCGACUCGGACUCUUCUGCCCAGCAGCAGCAGCUCCUGCAGAGCCAGCACCCUCCGGUCAUCCAGUGUCAGCCAAGCACCUCAACAGCCGCCCCCCCUGCCCCGCCGCCGCCUCCUUCCGCGGCCUCGGCCCCUUCGCUGCCUCCGCAGGUCUCCCCGACAGCGGCCUCCAUCUCUCUGCCGCCUCUUCCUCUUCCUCAAGCGAGCCCCUUGGCUCUCAUCCAGUCAGGAGCUUCCCUUCAUCCUCAAAGGCUUCCCUCUCCACAUUCACCCUUGACUCAAGCCCCGCCUCCGGGCCCCCCGGUCCCACCUCCAUCGUUACCCGGCUCGCAUCACGGCCCCGUGCCACCCAUGCCGCAUCCGCUGCAACCCGGUCCCGCGCACAUGCCUCACCCCCACUCGCUGUCUGCCCAGGGCUUCCCUUUGAGUCAGUCUCAGGUCCCGCCCCCGCCGAUAUCGGGCCAGUCGCAACCCAGGCCGCAUACCCCGCCCUCACAGUCGUCUUCUCACGGCGGAGGACAGCCUCCUCGAGAGCAAGCGCUCCCUCCCGCGCCGAUGUCGAUGCCUCACAUCAAGCCCCCGCCUACGACGCCCAUCUCUCAGAUGCCCACUCCGCAGUCCCACAAACACCCGCCGCACGUGUCGGCACCUCCGUUCCCGCAGAUGCCUUCCAACCUGCCUCCGCCUCCUGCCCUCAAGCCCCUCAGCUCGCUGUCCACCCAUCACCCUCCGUCGGCACACCCGCCUCCACUUCAGCUUAUGCCGCAGGGGCAGCAGCUUCAGCCUCCCCCGGCGCAACCUCCAGUUCUCACCCAGUCCCAAAGCCUCCCUUCAUCAUCCGGCCACCAGCCUCCCCCAGCUCCUUCACUGCCGCCCUCUGCGGGGGUGUCGCACCCCAACGGGCCGCCGCAGCUGCCCUUCUCCCCGCACCCUUACAGUACAGUUCUACCUCCAACGGGCCCCUCCGCAUCCUCAUCCAACUCCGCGCCGGGCUUACAACCCGCGUCUUCCUCCGUCCCGCCCUCGUCCAUCUCCAUGCCGCUGCCCGCGUCCGUCGCUUGCGCCGGCCUGGGCAUGGGGCUCCCGCCCGUGCACAUCAAAGAGGAGCCGCUGGACGAGACCGAGGAGCCAGAGAGCCCUCCGCCCCCGCAAAGGAGUCCCUCCCCCGAACCCACCGUCGUCAACACGCCGAGCCACGCCAGCCAGUCUGCACGUUUCUACAAGCAUCUGGACCGCGGUUACAACUCGUGCGCGAGGACUGAUUUCUACUUCACUCCCUUGGCCUCCUCCAAACUGGCCAAGAAACGAGAGGAAGCCGUGGAGAAGGCCAAAAGAGAAGCGGAGCAGAAAGUGCGCGAGGAGAAGGAGAGAGAGAGGGAGAGGGAAAAGGAGCGGGAGAGAGAGCGGGAACGAGAAAAGGAGGCUGAGCGAGCGGCGAAAGCCUCCUCUUCGGCCCAUGAGAGCAGAAUGGGCGAACCGCAGAUGGCCGGGCCCGCCCACAUGCGCCCCCACUUUGACGGACCCCCCACCACUAUUGCAGCUGUGCCUCCCUACAUCGGUCCCGACACCCCCGCCCUGCGCACCCUCAGCGAAUACGCCCGACCGCAUGUCAUGUCGCCGACCAAUCGAAACCACCCUUUCUUCGUGUCCCUCAACCCCGCCGACCCGCUGCUGGCCUACCACAUGCCCAGCCUGUACAACGCCGACCCGGCCAUGCGGGAGCGCGAGUUGCGUGAGCGCGAGAUGCGCGAGCGGGAGAUUCGCGAGCGGGAGCUGCGGGAAAGGAUGAAGCCCGGUUUUGAGGUCAAACCUCCCGAAAUGGACGCACUCCACCCUUCCACGAACCCCAUGGAGCACUUCGCCCGGCACGGGGCCAUCACGUUGCCCCCCAUGGCCGGCCAUCACCCCUUCGCCUCCUUCCACCCGGGCUUGAACCCGUUAGAGCGCGAGCGGCUGGCCCUCGCCGGGCCUCAGCUGCGGCCGGACAUGAGCUACCCGGAGAGGCUGGCGGCGGAGAGACUCCACGCCGAGAGGAUGGCCACCGUGGCCAACGACCCCAUCGCCAGGCUCCAGAUGUUCAACGUCACGCCGCACCACCAUCAGCACUCACACAUCCACUCCCAUCUACACCUGCACCAGCAAGACCCUCUUCACCAAGGUGGUGGUGAAUGUCUUGUGUGUCCUCCAGGUUCAGGGGCCCACCCCCUGGCCGUAGACCCCCUGGCAGCCGGACCGCACCUGGCUCGCUUCCCUUACCCGCCUGCCGCCAUCCCCAACCCGCUCCUCGGCCAGCCGCCGCACGAACACGAGAUGCUGCGCCACCCGGUCUUCGGAGCACCGUACCCUCGGGACCUACCCGGAGGUCUGCCCCCGCCCAUGUCGGCGGCCCACCAGCUGCAGGCCAUGCACGCCCAGUCGGCCGAACUCCAGAGGCUGGCCAUGGAGCAGCAGUGGCUGCACGGCCACCAUCACAUGCACGGAGGCCCGCUGCCCGGCCAGGAGGACUACUACAGCCGACUGAAGAAAGAGAGCGACAAACAGCUGUAACGGGCCGAGGGAGGCGACAGGAAGUUGUGAAGAACACAAAAAGGCCAAGUGGAUCCAAUUUUUCUUUGUUUUUCCAACCCCCCCGCCCCCCCAAGACAUUUUCUUUGGUAUAUAGCCAGUAAAAGUGACACAACAUCCUGAAGACUCCUGCAUGACAAGCUUCCCUGACAUUUCUUUUUGUAGGUGCUAGAAGAAGACACACUGUGCUUACCCCCCCCCCCCCCCCCCCAAAAAAAAAGUUGGCCGCUUAUGGAGAAUAACAAGUGCUAUCUUAAACUCAACAUUUAUUUUAAUACAUUGUUGGAGCUUUUUUUUUUUUUUAGACAAAAAUCAUUUUAGGAAGAGCUACCGCAUGGAGUUUUUCCCCCCUUUUUUUUGGAAUUUGUAAAUAGUAUAUAUAAACAUAUAAUUAUUAUAAUUAUUAUUAUUCCUAGGUGUGGACAAACAAGUCGUUUCAACCUCCGCUGCAGUUGUGUUGAUGCAUUAUCCCUUGUUUCAGAGGGGAGCAACAUGGCAUUAUUCUUAUGAUUUGAGCCAUUUGAUUUGUGACCUUGGUCUGACAUUGCCGUGUUAGAUUUAGUCCCACGUAGCCCAUGUGAUAACCCCGCCCCCCCCAACCCCGAACCCCUGUUGCACCCACUCAUCACACACCAGCUUUUUUCAGAAUGUGUCGACGCGGCCUGUUGACUUUGUGACUUGAAACACUUGAAGAUUCCCUUCAUCCCUGACGACGACGAAAAUUGAUUGCACUGAAAUUUCUUUUUAUCCUCUGCCGCCAUUAUUUAAACGACAAAACAAGUCAUAUAAAAUGACCUUUUUUGACCCCAACAAUUUGGACAGUGCCAGAAGUCUUUUUUUUUUUUUUUUUUUUAAUGCUAGGUGACUAUGAUACAUGAUCACAGGAGCCCUACGGGACCUUUUUAGUGGUGGCAUCCUCCACCCUCAUGUUCACUGUGGCCUGCCGACGUGCGACCACCGGGAAGCGUGCUUGUGCGCAUGUUUGUGCGUGUGUGUGUGUGUGUCGCACCAGCGUGCGCUUCACGUUUUCCAAUGGACACUGUUUGACUUGUCAUGGAUUUUAACAAAACUGUCUUAUUCCUUGUUUUUAUAAUUUUCGUUUUGCCAAAUGAAGAAACUGUACUCGCAUUUUUUAAAUGACCAUGUCAUACUUCCUCGGAGCACUAUUUUUAUGUUGUUUUGCAAGUGGAAAGUCUUCUGACCUUCCAUUUUCUGACGCACUCUUCAUCCUCCCGUCCGUCCCCCGAGCGUCCUCCUUUGCCUUUCCCGUGCCCCCCCCCCCACCCCUUUUUUGUGUCUCCAAACCUUUGGUGUUCAGUGUUGUCAACGGUUUAGCUUCUCGUUUCAAAGCGGCAGCAGCAGAAUGUCCGUUCUGACUGCCAAGAUUUCUAUAUAUACUGGUAUCUUGAAGCUUAUUGUACAUAUGAGUAGUCGCAAAUGGGAUGACACAAUGUAAACAAAAAGUAGAAAGAAUAAGAAAAAAAUGUGAGUCCUGUGUUCUCUCCAUUUGAGUAUUUUGUAAUUUUUUUGAAAAAUUUGUGGAAUUAAAAUAAACGACUAAGUUACACCACAA